AUGGCUAAUCAUGGACGUACAAAGUAUGAGAUCCGAAGAUCAAAGAUCCAACAGGAUCUGUAUACUACAAAAGAAGAUGCAGUAGCUGCGUUCCAAGAUUUUGAUGAGAAGUAUCCACACUUCAUGGAUUCAGCCCAAAUUCUUCAUAGCAAGUUUUUUGUAAGCUUUUGCUCACCAGAAAUGCUUCAAUGCAAUCUGCCUUUUGCCGACCGAUCCAUCGUAACAGAUGUUACACUCAAGGCCGUCCCAAAGGGAUAUUAUUAUCUCUGCUCAAGCGUCAUCUACAUCGAGCAACUCCAGAAGCAUGUCUUCUUUUAUCAAGCGAUAAUCAAAAGCAACAGCGCUCAAGUUUUCAAGCAGUAUGCUGUUGCCUUGUUUAGAAAGUUCGACAUCAAGCUGGAGCAGUUUUUGGGAGUCAUCAUGGAUUUCUCAGCUGCGCAACACGAAGGGUUCAUACUAGCCCUUAGGGAGGUUUUUGGUGUCAAGCAGCACAAUGCAUUGCCCUUUUUGAAAGGUUGCUAUAUGCAUUGGAUGCAGUCAGUCAGACGGCUGUCUAACAAUUAUCAAGUGGUCAAGCCAGAUGAUAUUGAUCUGUUCUUGAAGCUAGUUCAUCAUUUCCGUACAACCAGCAAUUCAAUUGAAUUAUACCACACCGGCCAAGAGAUUCUCUCAAAAUUUCCCAACAGCAAAAAGUGGCUGCAGUGGUGGUUACAACCUGGCGUAUCAAGCAUGAUCUUCAGAUGCAAGUCAUUGAUGAAAAAGGAAUUGAGACAGCACAAGAGCCGCACGUCCAACGCGAUUGAGGCAUUCCACAGUGCGCUCUACAAGCUGAUGCCUGAGAGGAGACAACCUGUUGCCACCAAAAUCAAUGACGGCCGUGCGCCAGACAACAACGCCGCUCUCUUUGGAUCCAAGAAGAGAAAGCAAGAAGUAGUAAUCAUUGGUGAUGAGGAGAAUCGCAAGCGUAAAAAGGCCAAGAAAUUAAAAACUCGCGGUGCUGAUUUGAACGCUGCGAUCAACGAGCAUUUGGAUGAGGUUAUCGAAAUAGAGCAGAAUUGUCCAAUGAUCGAUGACAUUGCAGAUGACAAUAUCAGCGAUGAGAGAUCCUUCCUUGAACUACUCUCAGAUAGUGAUGGUAGAAACGAUGAAGCAGACGACAAAUAUCAUAGAACCGAGAAUCUAGAAAACGACAUUAAGGAUAUGUUCAAAGGUGCUGGUGUUUCUGUCGAAGAUGUUGUUGUCAACUCUGAUGAGAGCUUCGAAUCGUCUGUUAUUGGUCUUUUAUCUUCGCCAAUAAUAAAGACCAAGUCUAAGCCUACUGCAUCUAAGAUGAGAGCACCAACUGAUUCUGAUUUCUCGUUGUCUUCGUCUUCCUCGAACUUACCCUGUCUUGCAAGUAAUGACAAGCACAUUGAUCCUAUUAUACAAAGCAUUCAAAAGUCCACAUCUGCUACUAUAAUAGAUCUUUCCUCUCCUCCAAUGCUCCCUGAGAUUUUGGCAUCAGUAGCAAUUGAACCUAUUGCAAGCAGUUCAACCACAACAGCAGAUCAACCUUCGCUUGAGAACGACUCAUCUACCGCUGCUGGCUUCCUGUUGCCACAAAAAAGAACAUCUCUCUUGCAGAAAUAUCAGUGGCUCGUGAAAGAUUAUCAAAAUAACCAUCCAGACAGCCACCCAUCUCUGCCCCUUCCCACCUACAUAGUGUCAAACGAAAGUAACUCCUGCUUCAUCGAUGCGUUUAUUGAGCUUCUGUUCAAUGCUGUCCUUCCAUUUGUGGAUAUGUCUUUCGCUGAUGAAAACAACGCCUAUGAUUGUCUUCUCAUGAAUGCUUUUGAAUCAUAUUCUCAGCAAUCACCUUUUGGUAUCCGUGCUGCUACUUCUACUGUGAGGCACUUUGUUUGGAAUAUGACAGAAUACAAGCUUGUCUCUGGCGUUCGUCAGCUGGUUAAGUCCUUCUGUGGAGAACUUGGUUACAGAAGAGGAUUUAUUCAAUAG
This is a messenger RNA of Mucor velutinosus, 1995 nucleotides long. RefSeq lists its product as uncharacterized. Bases 1 to 1995 code for a protein of 664 amino acids. The record is from RefSeq and is a predicted model, not a curated record. The transcript has 3 exons. Lineage: Eukaryota; Fungi; Mucoromycota; Mucoromycetes; Mucorales; Mucoraceae.